This is a messenger RNA of Tachysurus vachellii, 2495 nucleotides long. It is a transcript of the gene wwox, whose product is annotated as WW domain containing oxidoreductase. The transcript is spliced from 9 exons. The record is from RefSeq and is a predicted model, not a curated record. Bases 93 to 1331 code for a protein of 412 amino acids. Lineage: Eukaryota; Metazoa; Chordata; Actinopteri; Siluriformes; Bagridae. Gene Ontology annotation, molecular function: protein binding.
GUGACGUGAAGUUUGCGGAAGUACAAAAGCCGAAUUAAAGCCAGCUUUUUAGAUUUCAGAGCUUUUAUUAGUGACUUAAAUAAACCGGUUUAAUGGCUGCACUAAAAUACGCAGGAAUGGACGAUACUGACAGUGAGGAUGAGCUUCCUCCAGGCUGGGAGGAGAGAAGCACAAAGGACGGCUGGGUUUAUUAUGCUAAUCAUGACGAGAUGAAGACACAGUGGGAACAUCCUAAAACUGGGAAGAAGAAACGCUGUGCAGGAGAUCUUCCUUAUGGAUGGGAGCAGGAGAUGGAUGACAUGGGUCAGAUGUUCUAUGUUGAUCACAUCAAUAAGAGGAAGACGUACUUUGAUCCUCGGCAGGCCUUCACCGUAGAGGAUGUACAGGUGAAGCCUAAGCGCUAUGAUGGCAAUACUGCAGCGCUGGAGAUCCUCCAAGGUCACGAUCUUUCUGACAAGGUCAUAAUCGUUACAGGGGGCAAUUCUGGUAUCGGUUUUGAGACAGCGAGGUCGUUUGCCCUUCAUGGUGCCCAUGUGAUCUUAGCCUGCCGGAACAGCGCUCGCAGCAGUAAAGCAGUUAACCGGAUCCUAGAGGAGUGGCACAAAGCUCGUGUUGAAGCCAUGAUGCUGGACUUGGCAUCAUUGAGAAGUGUCCGAGAGUUUUCAGAGGCCUUCAAAGCAAAGAAACUGCCCCUACACAUCCUGGUGUGUAAUGCGGCGGUGUGUACGCAGCCAUGGUGUUUGACGGAGGACGGCUUGGAGUCUACCUUCCAGACCUGCCAUCUGGGCCAUUUCUUCCUGGUGCAGCUGCUGCAGAACGUUCUGCGGCGUUCAGCUCCUGCCCGUGUGGUUGUGCUGUCCUCUGAAUCUCACAGGUUCACGGAUCUGGUGGACUCUUGUGGAAAGGUGGAUCUGGCUCUGCUCUCACCACCUAAGAAGGAGUACUGGUCCAUGCUGGCCUACAACAGGGCUAAACUCUGCAACAUCCUCUUCUCCAGUGAGCUGCACCGUCGCCUCUCUCCUCACGGAGUCACUUCCAACGCCGUGCACCCUGGGAACAUGAUGUAUACAUCCAUCCACCGCAGCUGGUGGCUCAUGACCUUCCUUUUCAAUCUGGCACGUCCCUUCACCAAGUCCAUGCAACAAGGUGCAGCCACUACGGUGUACUGUGCUGUGGCUCCGGAGCUGGAAGGCCUGGGUGGGAUGUACUUCAACAACUGUUUCCGCUGUUUGCCGUCAGCGCAGGCCCAGGACCCGUCCAGUGCCCUCAGCCUGUGGGAGCUCAGCGAGAGGCUGGUGCAGGAGCGGUCCGGUGGCCCUCAGGCACUGUGACCAGGACAUAAUCCCUCAGCUCGGCACGGCUUACCAUCGCGGCUCAACCGUCACCACAACUGAUUGUUUCUUCACCAUGCACGAGGAGGGCUGAGAUAAUAAAGAGCAGAAAAAGGAAAGGGAAUUUAUAGUAAGCAGGCAGUGCCGGAGACCAAGAGUGCAGUCUGCUAGACUGAUGGAUGGAAGCAAAGAGAGAGAAAGAGCGAGAGAGAUUUGUACUGUUUCUUAUUUGCAAGUCCCGGGCCACGUGGGUUUCUCAUCUUUCUUCUGUAAGGUGAUUGAUUAGAGCUACUGCUAGAACACUGUACACGUUUCUCUAAUCGACAACUAACACCAAGUUUUCUAGCUAGGGGUGUUGAAAAAGAAAAUGUGUGUAUUAAAGUGGGUUCUCUUAGUGAACUCAACACAAAAUUCAUCUAAAAUAUCAGGACUUAAAAUGGUCAUUAUUGCCCAUCCGUCUGUACAAAUCAACAUGAACGAGUAAAUGCUGUACCAAAGGUGCAGAGACGAUGAAGAGGAAGCAGACGUACGCUGUCUAUUUACAUAUACAACCACUGAAAAGGACUGGUCUGUAUACAGUAGAUAUGCUGUACAUAAUAUACACAGAGUGCUGUUCUACUUCACAUAUGUUUCUGAAUAAUUCUUCUAAUUUGUGACUCCAUCUGCCCAAAGACUUCAGAUACAGUCUACAGUGAACGUUUACAAAAUUCUGUUAUGUUAAUGCUAGUUACAAUGAAGCAGCAUCUUUAAGGACGACAGGAGGACCAGUGCUGGCUGAAGGGAAGAGUCUCACAGUCAUAAGAAAUUUCAGGUGGAACUUUCCUCUCAAACUCCUUUUUUCUUGUCCUUUUAUGUUUGUGAAUGUUUGGAAAGCAUUUUCCCUGUAAAAGGUGGUCUUCGUUUGCUGACAACCAACUUUAGAAGAAAGAAAAAUUCAGCAGAAGAAGAGAAGGUGGCAAAGACUGAAGAAUGGCACCAGCUCUAUUUUUCCCUCUCCGUUUUCCUCCUUUUCUCUUCCUUUCUUUGCAGGUUGACUGUUGUGCUUUGGGGCAGUCUUGGUGCCAUGGGUCAGUCUGAGCUAGAAGCAUUCCAGUGUUGUGGGACCUGUAAAGAAAUGAAAGAGAGGAGACAGAGAAACAAAUAAAGAUUCAUUGUUUGAUUCCU